UUGUUCAUUCAUUUCAAAGCCACUAAGUUCCUUCUUACUUUCCCUUUCUCAAUGGCUGAGAUUGAGGGAUUUCCAGGAAGCUCCAUGCAUGGAGUCACUGGCAGAGAGCAAACCUUCGUAUCGUCUGUUGCUUCCCCAAUGGUCCCUUCUGACCACACUGCCAACUUCGAUCUCCCAGUUGAUUCUGAGCACAAAGCUAAAGUCUUCAAACUCUUCUCUUUUGCCAAUCCCCACAUGAGAACCUUCCACCUCUCCUGGAUUUCCUUCUUCACUUGCUUCGUCUCAACCUUCGCGGCAGCCCCUCUGGUUCCCAUAAUCCGUGACAACCUUAACCUCACCAAAUACGACAUUGGGAAUGCGGGAGUCGCCUCUGUCUCUGGCAGCAUCUUCUCUAGGCUUAUGAUGGGUGCAGUCUGUGACCUGUUAGGCCCCCGUUAUGGCUGUGCCUUUCUCAUAAUGCUCACAGCGCCAACCGUGUUCUGCAUGUCGUUCGUGAAUGAUGCUGGAGGUUACAUAGCGAUGAGGUUCUUGAUAGGGUUUUCGCUGGCCACUUUUGUGUCGUGUCAGUACUGGAUGAGUACUAUGUUUAACAGUAAGAUAGUAGGGCUUGCGAACGGGACAGCAGCGGGGUGGGGCAACAUGGGAGGUGGGGCCACCCAGCUUAUAAUGCCACUGGUGUAUGAAUUGAUCAAAAGAGCAGGAUCUACUCCUUUUGUUGCCUGGAGAAUUGCCUUUUUCGUCCCUGCUUGGAUGCAUGUCAUCAUGGGGAUCCUCGUCUUGACCCUCGGCCAAGACCUGCCUGAUGGCAACCUUGGUGCUUUGCAAAAGAAGGGUGAUGUCAAUAAGGACAAGUUCUCCAAGGUGCUGUGGUAUGCGAUAACGAAUUACAGGACAUGGAUUUUUGCUCUGCUGUACGGGUACUCCAUGGGAGUUGAAUUGACCACUGAUAAUGUCAUUGCCGAAUAUUUCUAUGAUAGGUUCAAUCUGAAGCUGCACACCGCUGGAAUCAUUGCUGCUACAUUCGGAAUGGCUAACUUUGUUGCUCGUCCUUUUGGCGGGUACGCUUCCGAUCUCGCUGCUCGAUUAUUUGGGAUGAGAGGCAGGCUUUGGACCCUCUGGAUUCUUCAAACCCUAGGAGGUGUUUUCUGCAUAUGGCUUGGACGGGCCAAUUCUCUUCCCCUUGCUGUCGUGGCCAUGAUUCUAUUCUCCAUCGGAGCUCAAGCUGCUUGCGGCGCAACUUUUGGCAUCAUCCCUUUCAUCUCGAGGCGCUCUCUGGGCAUUAUCUCGGGCUUAACCGGGGCAGGUGGAAACUUCGGGUCGGGGCUAACCCAGUUGAUCUUCUUCUCAACCUCAAAAAUGUCGACCUCAACGGGUCUGUCCUGGAUGGGUGUUAUGAUAGUGGCCUGCACACUUCCGGUGAGUGUCGUUCACUUCCCUCAGUGGGGCGGCAUGUUCCUUCCUCCUUCUAAAGAUGUUAACAAGUCCACAGAAGAACACUAUUACGCAUCUGAAUGGAACCAAGAGGAGAGAGAGAAGGGCUUACACCAACAGAGUCUCAAGUUCGCAGAGAACAGUCGUUCUGAGAGAGGCAAGCGUGUUGCCUCUGCUCCAACGCCACCUAACACGACUCCCACUCACCAAGUUUAAUGAGAUCACGAGUCGUCGACUCAGCGCUUCACUUUUAUCGAUCUUGUUAUGUAUUUCUGUAUAUUUGCUUUGCCUGUCCACUUUCAUAUACUUGUAAUGAUGAGGUGGCUUCAUCAUUUUGAGAAAGGCGAGUUCAAGGCUGAACUACAGCUUUAAAAUCACCACAUACCCCCCAAAUAAUGAGGAAGUAUAUGUAAAUACAUCCAAACAUAUGUAUAAAAUGGAUGUUUCAUUUUCAGUGAAUGAAUGAACCUUGUU
Messenger RNA from Neltuma alba, 1905 nucleotides. RefSeq names its product high affinity nitrate transporter 2.4-like. The coding region runs from base 52 to 1647 and encodes 531 amino acids. Gene Ontology annotation, biological process: transmembrane transport. The transcript has 3 exons. The record is from RefSeq and is a predicted model, not a curated record. Lineage: Eukaryota; Viridiplantae; Streptophyta; Magnoliopsida; Fabales; Fabaceae. Gene Ontology annotation, molecular function: nitrate transmembrane transporter activity.